UUGACUUAACACCGAAUGUUAUGUCUUGCUGCUGCCGUUUUAUUGAAGCUGCAUAAUUAUUCUUCUAACUCCCUUACAAGCAGGAAACAUGACACUGACAGCAGUUCUUCUGGGCUGUAUGAUGCUAGGUGUGGUGGCGGGGGACUGUGUAGACAGUCAGGACACGUGUAUACACUGGGCUGAACUGGGGUACUGUGACGGGGGCGUAUACAAGGCCUGGAUGCUGCAAAACUGCAGGAAGUCCUGCCAUCAAUGUACCCCGACACCUUCUGACGUUUGUAAAGGACCGGUUGGUCCGGACUGGACUCUGACGAAAGUGGCUUACGACCAGGAUAAACAGGAACUGAAGAUAGCUCGCCACGACAUUGGAGGAGUAACAGUAAGUGAUGGCGGGUCCGGAAGUUUUUCCGCUUAUGGAACCAACGUCCAGUCGGCAAAGUUCACCAUCAAAUCUGGAGUAAAAGUACAAAACGGAGUUAUCUUGAACAUGAUUGUGCCAGUGGUUUCUGACGACGGUAAACCCUCCAUCUCUACAAAAACACAAAACCUGAUUGCCGGGCAACCGAACUGGAGUUACAGCAGUUACAGUGGUUCUUGGAACUGUCAGGCGGAUCCUGGACAAUCAAAGACCUGCACGGCUUUCGUCAACGAGUUCAAGGUCACCACACCCUACACAGAAACUUGGCAGGCCCCAGGGAAAGUCUGCUACGCAGAGAGCACUGGAGUACUUGUUCAGGAGCUCUGGGGACAGCCCAUCAUCCUGAACUAGCUCUGGGGACGAGGUAUUACAACCUUACUUAGUGGCCAACCAACAGCUGACGACUUGCUCGCUACACAUAUAAUAUUUAGCUUUGUUCAAACACCU
Messenger RNA from Bolinopsis microptera, 865 nucleotides. RefSeq lists its product as uncharacterized. The record is from RefSeq and is a predicted model, not a curated record. Lineage: Eukaryota; Metazoa; Ctenophora; Tentaculata; Lobata; Bolinopsidae. The transcript is spliced from 2 exons. Bases 89 to 769 code for a protein of 226 amino acids.